UUACAGGAAACAGCACUGAUUACAAGACUGAGAGUCUGACUCCUUUCACACAAAGACAUGUGUCAACUUUGACCUUUAACCCUUCAGCUGAAAACCACAACACCAAUGUGACCUGUAAAGUACACUUCACUGGCAAAAUAAUGAAAGAAGAGACUUUGGGUUUGAAUGUGAACUAUAUGAAAAAAGUUCAAAUCACUGGCAUCACAACUGUUAAAGAGGGAGACAAUGUGAAUCUGACCUGCAGUGUUGAAAGUUUCCCUCCAUCUCUGAUUUUAUGGUCUAAACUUGGUUCUGUCACAAACCUGCACAGUGACACUGGAUCAGCCAAACUUGCCAUCGAGAAUGUGACAACAGAAAAUUCUGGACAGUACAUCUGUACAGCAACACAUCUGGACACAACUAUGACUUCUUAUGUCAAUGUGACUGUGACUUAUAAAAGGAAACCUCAGAUCAUCGGGGAUACAACAAUCAGGGAGGGAGAUGUUCUGAAUUUGACCUGCAGUGUUGAAAGUUUCCCUCCAUCUCUGGUCAUGUGGUCUAAACCUACUUCUAACCCAAGCCGACACAAUGAAACCUACACUGACCCGCACAAUGACACCGGAUCAUCUACAGUUGUCAUCCCAAAUGUGACAGCAGAACAGUCUGGACAGUAUAUCUGUACAGCAACACAUCUGGACACAACUGUGACCUCUUAUGUCAAUGUGACUGUGACUUACACAAGAAAACCACAGAUCAUUGGAAACACAACUGUGAAUGAGGCAGAUGUCCUGAAUCUGACCUGCAGUGUUGAAAGUUUCCCUCCAUCCCUGGUUGUGUGGUCUAAACUUGGUUCCAACACAAACCUGCACAGUGACACUGGAUCAGCCAAACUUGCCAUCCUGAAUGUGACAACAGAAGAUUCUGGACAGUACAUCUGUACAGCUAAAUAUAUGAACACUACCCUCAAGGAUAAAUUCAACAUAACAGUGAUAUAUAAAAGGAAACCUCAGAUCAUCGGGAAUACAACAAUCAGGGAGGGAGAUGUUCUGAAUUUGACCUGUAGUGUUGAAAGUUUCCCUCCAUCUCUGGUCAUGUGGUCUAAACCUACUUCUAACCCAAGCCGACACAAUGGAACCUACACUGUCGCGCACAAUGACACUGGAUCAGCUACACUUGUUAUCGCAAAUGUAACAACAGAACAGUCUGGACAGUACAUCUGUACAGCAACACAUCUGGACACAACUGUGACUUCUAAUGUCAAUGUGACUGUGACUUAUACAAGAAAACCUCAGAUCAUUGGAAACACAACUGUGAAGGAGGGAGAUGUCCUAAAUCUGACCUGCAGUGUUGAAAGUUUCCCUCCAUCCCUGGUUGUGUGGUCUAAACUUGGUUCCAACACAGACCUGCACAAUGACACUGGAUCAGCUAAAUUUAUCAUCUCAAAUGCAACAGCAGACCAUUUUGGACAGUACAUCUGUACAACUAACUAUAUGGACUAUUCCUUGAAGGACAAAGUCAAUGUAACAGUGAUUUGUACAGAGUAA
This is a messenger RNA of Neolamprologus brichardi, 1523 nucleotides long. NCBI's taxonomy places the organism in Eukaryota, Metazoa, Chordata, Actinopteri, Cichliformes, Cichlidae. The record is from RefSeq and is a predicted model, not a curated record.